AAGUUGAAGCCCAGUGAAGUAAAGUGUGAACGCCUUAAUUAUGAUUGACUAAAAAUAGUUUAAAAACCCUGGUCUGGCACAGCGACUCUCACUCCCUGAGUCCUACAGAGAUGCCAUCACUCUGAGAGACGAGUCCACAGACCUGGACACCCGCAGCUGACGAGACCUAGCUCCAGCAGGACCCCAAAAGCAGAAGGGGACAUCGACAACCUUACCUGAUGAUCUGCCAUCAAGCCAGGCCAGACAGGAGGAGGGAAAUACAGGAGUGGGCUCUUGAGCUGAAGAAAGACACCCCCACCCCCACGCAUCAGACCACACACGAGGUGCAGAACCCACUUCUCCCAGGAGAACUAGAUUCCAAUAAGUGUGGACAUAUAUCAAGAGAAAAGGAAGAGGCAGGGGAACUGGAAGCCAGCCCUGGAGGUUCUCUGGCAGACAUGCCAUUUGCUGCUGAAGAUAUUCAAGAUGACAGUGGAAUCCCUGAUGUAUCUCAAGGAACCUCAAAGAGAAGCAAAGAAAAUAGAGGCGACAAGAAUCAUGUGAAGAAGAGGAAAAGGGCCAAAAAAGAUUAUCAGCCCAACUAUUUCCUGUCUAUUCCAAUCACCAACAAAAAGAUUACAGCUGGAAUUAGAGUCUUGCAAAGUUCGAUACUCCAACAGGAUGAGCGACUGACCAAAGCCAUGGUCGGCAAUGGCUCCUUUCAUGUUACCUUGCUAGUGAUGCAGUUAUUAAACGAAGAUGAAGUAAACACCGGUGCCAAUGCACUUUUGGAAUUGAAGCCAUUCAUUGAGGAGAUCCUUGAAGGGAAACACUUGACUCUGCCCUUCCAAGGGGUUGAUACUUUCCAAGGGCAGGUUGGCUUUGUGAAGCUGGCAGACGGAGAUCACAUCAGGGCCCUCCUGGAGAUAGCAGAGAUUGCGAAAAGAACCUUUCAGGAAAAAGGCAUCAUGGCUGGAGAAAGCAGACCUUUUAAGCCUCACCUGACCUUUAUGAAGCUGUCUAAAGCACCAGUGCUGUGGAAGCAGGGAGUGAGAAAAAUAGAGCCUGGCUUGUAUGAACAGUUUAUCAACCACAGAUUUGGAGAGGAAAUACUGUACCAGAUAGAUCUCUGCUCCAUGCUGAAGAAAAAACAGAGCAAUGGUUAUUACCACUGUGAGUCUUCCAUCGUGAUUGGUGAGAAGGACCGAAGGGAGCCUGAGGAUGCUGAACUGGUCAGGCUCAGUAAGAGGCUGGUGGAGAACGCUGUGCUCAAGGCUGUCCAGCAGUACCUAGAAGAGACACAGAACAAAAAGCAGCCAGGGGAGGGGAACUCCACCAAAGCUGAGGAGGGAGAUCAGAAUGGUGACCGCAGUGAUAACAACCGGAAGUGAGAGCUGAAUCGGGUCCACUGACCCUCUGCUGAGCCGCAGACUAACUCGCAGUGUGCUAGUGAAGUGUCUUGUUCAAGCCCUGGAGAUCACCUAAUACUUCUAUGAUUGAUGCGAUUGAUGUGUUCGGUUUUGCUGCGACACAACAGAAAAGAAUGGGGUGCUGGGACCAGCAGAAGAAAUUAUUUUACAGAAGAACAACACUAAGCCCAUGUGCCAUCAACCACGCACAAGGGAGAGCGGGCGCUUCGGGACCUCCUGCCUGACUCAGAAGGCAGAGGGAGAGGACUUGCCACCAUCCAAAUACUGCCGUUUACAUUGCUUCGAUCCUUUGACUACUUUAUCUGAGGCCAAAACUUGCACACAGCUAUCAAGUGCUAAGUUCGGUUUGUCACUGUUGAAAUGACCAUGAGUAUAGUGAGUCCACAUGUUUCCUGUUUGUCCCCCAUGUGUUGUUUGUUACCACACGGUGAUCUUUAUUUACAGUAAAUUAAGUUUUGUGUAAAUUACAUAUUUUUGGCAAAAUGCAAUCUUUUCUAUGAAAUGUGGGUAAUGUUUUAAAGGGUUUUAAGCCUUAUUUUGAUAAGUCAGUGUGCCAUAUUUAAUGUGCUUCAUUGAUAUUUGUAGUUUAAAUGUAUUAUAUAAUUUCCCCCCUUAGGCAAGAAACCACUUGGAACCCAAGACUUAAUCAGUGAAGCUUUGCACCGAGAAAGGAUGGAGCUGAAAUCCAAAGUGAAACAGAUCAAAGAACUUUUGUUAACACCUGAGAUUCAGGCCAAGAUUAGAAAGGAGCUUUUUGAAGGAAGAGUUUUUAAUAAUGGUAAUCCAACAAACGAUGCUGAUUUCAACAUGAUUUUGCCAUAGCUCUCCACUGUUGUUAUGCAUGGUAAAAUGUUUAUGAACUCUCAGCCCAUUAAGUAGCUCUUUGGUGAGUAACCAAAGUAUUCUUACUGUUUCUACAAAGCCCACAAACCAACAUUUGGUAAGGAAUUAACAACUUCUUGCCAAAGAAAACAUAAUUUUGCCUUAUCAUGGUCAUCAUCACCAUCAUCACCAUCAUCGUCAUCAUCAUCAUCAUCGUUAUCGUCGUCAUUAUCAUCACCAUAAAGUUGAGUUUUAGAAUGUUCAUCUUGGUAUCUUUGACUCAUUUUAUAGAAAGAACUUCUUAAUUAGCUGUUGUAAGAUCUUCCAUGGGGUCCUUGCAGAUAAUAUUGCGCAUAUAUACUCUCUAUAUAUGCACACACACUAUGAAAAAUCCUUUAUAGACAAAACCAACAAAAUAAAACCAACAACAGUAUUCUAAGGGUCCUCCUAUUGAUGUGUCCCUUGUUACUUCAGAGGAAGUGUCGCCUGGGCUUGUCCAGUCUCACAGUCCUUUUACUGAGAGUUUGAAUGCUUAUUGAUAUCAGUACUUGAAUGAACAUUAGUAAGAUAAUCAUUGUCAUGGGUUAAGAAUGUUUUAUAAUAUCCAUAUUAUUACUUUGUUGUCAUGGGUUAAGAAUGUUUUAUAAUAUCCAUAUUAUUACUUUUCACUGAUGAAAGUACAGUUGCAUUUUUUUUAUUUCUUAGUGAAGAAUGUUCAGGGUUCUUAUUUCCUACUCUUAUGAAGAUAAGCCCAAGGCUGUGUUCUUCACAAUUUGAGUAGUUUGCACUGGUUCAUUUAUAAACGAGCAUUCUUGAGGUGUUUACCCCCAUAUGAUGUUUAUUUGUAACAGCUCUUUGGAUGGUUACUUUAAAAUUGCUGCUACUAAUAGAUGAUGGGGAAGAUGAUGAGAGAUUAAGUGUGUAAUCAUCUCACACACUGUCCAGUUUGCUAUUUUUUGUGUAUUUUGGCUAUUUUUUUCACUGGGUAAAUGAUACUACAUUAAGUCAUGAUGUAUUCCUUUAUACGUUCCUACAUUUUCAUGCUCUGGAAUAAAAGUACUCUUUCC
Messenger RNA from Mastomys coucha (southern multimammate mouse), 3298 nucleotides. It is a transcript of the gene Akap7, whose product is annotated as A-kinase anchoring protein 7. The transcript is spliced from 9 exons. The record is from RefSeq and is a predicted model, not a curated record. Bases 219 to 1370 code for a protein of 383 amino acids. Gene Ontology annotation, molecular function: protein kinase A regulatory subunit binding. Gene Ontology annotation, cellular component: cytosol. Lineage: Eukaryota; Metazoa; Chordata; Mammalia; Rodentia; Muridae.